This is a messenger RNA of Aspergillus saccharolyticus JOP 1030-1, 808 nucleotides long. RefSeq lists its product as uncharacterized. The transcript has 2 exons. The record is from RefSeq and is a predicted model, not a curated record. NCBI's taxonomy places the organism in Eukaryota, Fungi, Ascomycota, Eurotiomycetes, Eurotiales, Aspergillaceae. Bases 28 to 498 code for a protein of 156 amino acids. Gene Ontology annotation, molecular function: hydrolase activity, acting on glycosyl bonds.
CCCACCAACACCCCCCCUCAAAACACAAUGUCUUGCAACGUCCUCACCAACCCCAGUUUCGAGACCGGCACCCUGGACGGAUGGUACGGCACCUCGGGCAGUAUCGCAACCGUCGUCCAGGGCUCCAUCGCAUACGACGGCAACUACUACCUCGAUGUCACCGGCACAGCCGCAAACCCUACAGCCUCCGUCGCCCAAGACCUGUACUGGCUCGACGAGACGAAGACGCUCGACCUCACCCUCUGGGUUCGCUUCGAGAACACCAUCUCCUCCGCCACGGGCCACUGCGAAGUGAGCGCCUAUCUCGGCGAGGACCCGACCGCGGGCGCGAUUGCCUCCGACAUCAUCUGGGACAGCGACGAGUGGCUCCGGUUGACGGGAAGCAUUCUUCCCGAGGAGAGGAACACGACCCUGAACUUGGUGGGCUCUUGUAUUGAGCUUGGGAAUGCGACGAUUGCCAAUGUUCUGUUUGAUGAUGUUGUGUUGAGUGAUUGCUAGAUGGGGUGAUAUAACAGUGGGUAUAAGGUUGACGUCGGUUGGAGAUAGCUUAUGAUAUUGUGGUGAGGAUGUAUGGAUGUAGGUAGGGUGUCUUGGCACUAAUAGCAUGCGUAUAGUUGUUUCCGUUUAUGUUUGAUUGGGGGCGUAGUCCUGGAGAUAUCCGAUGACGAUGACUUGGUGUGGUCGAGGAAUAGGUAGGGGGUGUAUAUGUGGCACAGCACACUCCGUGUCAGUCGAACAAAUACAGCGAUACUUAGGGUUAGAAGAACUAUUCAUACUGUAGCUCCAAAGGUGCAGAGUCACCCGGCUU